Molecule: messenger RNA, 836 nt
Organism: Moneuplotes crassus
Lineage: Eukaryota; Ciliophora; Spirotrichea; Euplotida; Euplotidae
Source: the annotation of a GenBank genome assembly
AUGAGCACUUUGAUACCAGAAAGAGGAUAUUUUUCUGCAAUUUCCUCGGCAGAUCAUUUGACAUGAACUUAUUUGCUUAUAUGAAUAAUUGUUAAAAACUCUUUAAGGCUUGAUUUUGAAAUUGUGUGGAAUACUCUUUUGAAAGCAUUUGAAUUUUUAUCAUCCUUGUGGAUCUCACUACAAUCAUGAAUAGAUAGCGACUUCAUUCUGAAUUUAAUGGUUUUUGAGACUUGAUACAGAUUCAGCUUAUCCUUUCAAAUAUGUCAACCAUUAAAUUCAAGUUUCUCUACUCUAAAGCAACUCAUAAUUAUUCUUUGGAAUCAUCUUCUACUGCCAGGUGUACAAAGGAUGAUCACUUCUCUUACCACUUUUCCCAUUGGCAAAGAUAACUAGGGAUAUCAAGAUUAAUCCUCCCUUAAAUUUUUAGUCGAUAAAAGUGUUCUCCGUGCAUAAUUAAAGAAAUUCAAAAUAUGGAUCUUCUCGAUGAAAGGGAUUAAGUUCUUUAAUUUCUCAGAACCUUCAUUUUAUUUCUUCUUCAAACAAUGGAUAUGGUGAUUAAUGUAUAACUCUUCUAUUAAUUGAUUUAACAUGACUUAACGGCUAACAGUCGUAAUCAUUGCAAAGGUUACAAUUUACAAAUACUAUGAUCAAGACCAGAUACAUCCUCAUUCUCAUCUCUCCAUUCUAAAAACUAAUAAUUUUCUCUCUUUCUCAAAAAUAUCAUGAUAAAAUCUCUCUGAAUACUCUUCCUCUAACUUAUAAUCAAAAACCCAAACUCACACAAUUCAAGGUCUCAUUAUGUUUGCAGUUCAGUUUCCUGUCUUGUCUCCAUUGGC